AUGCUUAGCAAGUGGCUAUUGUCAGCAAGUCUGCUGGCGAGUCGAGCAGUCGCAUUACAGAUCCAACCAACCAACGUCACACAAAACAGCAAUGAUGUCGAACUCAUCGUGGGUGGAACAGAUUUCGGCGCUCUGCAACCUCUGACCCAGAGUGCGGAUGCCAAUUUGAAUGUAAUUCUUUCAUCUGAUCACAAUACACGUCACAGAACGACGCUGACACGCGACACAGNNACGGGCAUCCGGGAUUCUAUCUUCCAUGUGACGACGGCAAAUAGGGAUAAUCUUACCAGUCAAGAGAUCGCAUAUAUAUCGUGCGACUCUGGAGACUAUUCUGGAUUUCUUUCCUUGGCCGAUGUCUACCGGACAGCACUCAGCGUCAAUGCCUCGGCCAUUAUCUUCUACAGUCUGGUCUCCGAGCAAUGCAACAUCACUAGUCCGGAAUCGGCAUACCAGAGAGUAUACUCCAUGUCGAACCACACCAGAUCCUUGAAUGUGCUCAACUACAUCAAUAACGAGCCUGGCCUAUUGGCAACAAUCCAGCACACAAGUACAUCGGCUCACAACAAUGGUAACCAGCAGCAGAACUCAUCCACUUAUGGAUCAUCUCCUACAACAGCAGUUGCCAUGAUCAUUCUGUACAGCGUGACUGGUAUCAUCACGGCAUUGUUCCUUAUCAUCAUCAUCACCGGAGCAGUCCGAGCACAUCGCCACCCAGAGCGUUAUGGACCAAGGAAUGUCAUGGGAAGACCUAGACAGACCAGAGCUAGAGGCAUUGCACGCGCUAUGCUGGAUACUAUUCCUGUUGUCAAGUUUGGUGAACAACCCAAGUCAGGUCCCAAAGUUACAGAUAUCGAGUUGGCGGAUACCGAUACGCCCGUAGUUCGUCGCUCAGUAGAGAACGAUGGCACUCAUGAGACGGACACGCGCGAUCAAGCCGAACCAAGACAAUCGAUGGCAUCGGCUCGCUCAGGAAUUGGCGCAGCAACAGGACAUGGUGACGCUGAUGCCAUUGUGGGAACAACUGCAGCUGAAUCAAGCGAAGCACUAGGAUGUUCUAUCUGUACCGACGACUUCGAGACUGGACAGGAUCUCCGUGUUCUGCCUUGCGACCACAAAUUCCACCCAGCUUGCAUUGACCCUUGGUUACUGAACGUAUCAUCAACUUGCCCGCUUUGUCGCAUUGAUCUACGCCCUGAAGGAUCUACCGAAACUGAUGCGCCAGCCACCGAAGCAGGUGAGAAUGGCGAUUUGCCUCCUCCCAUCAACGGCCACAAUGGCCAGCCCUACCGCGUCAGCAUGCGUCGCAGCUUGCUCAUCGGACUUGGACUUGACCGUGGACAUCUCGACCAGGGACAACGAAUGGCAGCAGCACGCGAACUACGUGAACUCCGCCACAACAACCUCGAUGGUGCUGAAGCCUCACAGCAGGAUCAGGGUGAAGAAGGACGUCAGCGUCGUAGACUACGGGAGCGCUUCGGCGUCCGUACAAGAAGAAGAGGACAGUCUGACGCGCAGGUGCAGGCAGUUGCUGCCGUUCCUGAAGAGACAGCUGCGACUGCUCCGACGGCAGCUUCAGAGGCUAAUGGUGCUCAACCAGACCAUGGUCCUACCACGACUUAA
Molecule: messenger RNA, 1620 nt
Organism: Aureobasidium vineae
Lineage: Eukaryota; Fungi; Ascomycota; Dothideomycetes; Dothideales; Saccotheciaceae
Source: the annotation of a GenBank genome assembly